Molecule: messenger RNA, 1021 nt
Organism: Paramecium octaurelia
Lineage: Eukaryota; Ciliophora; Oligohymenophorea; Peniculida; Parameciidae
Source: the annotation of a GenBank genome assembly
AGAUCAUGCAAAAUAUGGGUGUGGAAUUAUAAUAAUCUCCUGUCUUAGAUUGUGGAGAUGAAAAGAAAAAACCUAAUUUUGUUCAUAUACCAAUUUAUGAUGUUUAACCAUCUCAGAAAUACCCUAACUCAGCAUAAUAAGUUGAAUCUGAAGAAUAAAUAGUUUAAAUUGAUGAAAGAUGGUAUGCUAAAAAUGAAAAUUAUAAGCCAUUAACAGCAGAUCAAAGACCUGGUUUUAUUAGGAAGGUAUUAAUUCAUAAUUAAUGAUCAAGGUUUAUAGCAUAAUGAUAUUGCAAUUACUGCUGACAGUUGCUGCUUGUUGUCUUUCAUAUUUCUGGAUUCCCUAUCGCGAUUUCUAGAAUGAGUAUUCAGGUUGGGUUUACUUGGCAAUUGCAAUAGCAAUCAUUAUUGAGAUCAUUUUAUUGUGGAUACCAAAAUAUUCGUGGCGAGUACCACAUAACUAUUUGUUUCUCCUUGUUUUCACUAUUGCUGAAAGUUACACUAUUUCGCAACUUUGUAGUUAUGUUUUCAACAAAUAUAGCGAAGAAGGAGGUAUACUGAAUUCUUAAUUAGGAUUUAUCGUUUUAAUGGCUGCUGCCCUUACUCUAGCUGCAGUAAUUGGACUCACUCUUUACGCAUGUAAAACCAAAAAAGAUUUCACUACCAAAGGUACAAGAAUUUCAAAUUAUUAUCUAAGGGGCCUUUUUAUUUAUGGCAAGUACUUCUUUAUUUCUUUUUGCGAUAUUGUCUGGAGUCUACUAUGAUCAAGCCAUGAGUUUACUCUAUUCAUUGAUUUCGAGCUUACUCUUUGGAAUCUACCUAAUAUAUGAUACCCAAUUAAUCAUAGGAGGAAGUGUAAGCAAUUUUAUUGAUGUAGACUCAUAAAUUAUCGAUUGAUGACUACAUCAUAGGAGCGAUGUUCAUAUACAUAGAUAUCGUCUAUCUAUUUGCUCACAUUGUGUUAAUUAUUAUUGCAUGCUUCAAAUGAAAACCCAGAAUGAACUCAUAUUAAAUAAUUUAUC